CAUCCCACUGUUGUUUGUUGUUGUUUUUACAUAUUUGUUUGUGGCAUCCUUGUGGCUGUCAGACGUUCACGGCCCAUGUCGGUGUAAUGUGCCUUUAUUAUCGAGGCGUGUCUGCUGGCAGUGAGUCAGCGCCUCUCCGGCCCGGCUGCGCCCACAGCUGGCAUGUGUGUGUGUGUGUGUGUGUGUGUGUGUGUGUGUGACAGGCUCCUCCGGACUCCACCCUGAUCUCCGAGCUUCCAGGAAACACUCCACUCCUCACGGCUGCUGCUUCACAUCUGUGUGCAGCUGCAAAGUGCAGCUCGGAACCCCGCGGAACGGACCCACAGACCGGGACGGAACAGACCCACACACCGGGACGGAACAGACCCACACACCGCCGGACAAGUUGAGGCGCUCGGUCCUCUGGGAGUUUUUGUGACAGCGCGCAGCUCUCGGCGCGUCUCCUCCGGGGAUAAAGACGGUGAAGGCGGCUGGACGUCUGUGAAUCCGGCGUCAUGUCCAGGUCAGACUACCCUCCAGGGUACGAUGACUCCCGCGGCCCGCUGUACUCACCUCAGGGCGGGAACUACCCACCGCCCCCUGCCUAUGGCUUCCCGUCCUUUGGUGGUCCACAGCCCGGCCAGCCCUCUGCUCCCUACCCCACCGGUCCCAACGCCUCUCUGUUCCCAGGCCAGCCAGGGGGGUAUCCUCCCGGGCCUUACCCAGGACAGCCUCAACCCGGCGGCCAUCCGGGAGCAGGAUACCCCAACCCUCCUCCGAUGCCCCCCGUCAUGCCUCCCAUCAUGCCGUCAGAUAUCCUGAGCUCUGGUGAUGAGUUUGCAGCUCGUGGCAGUGGGUGGGACUCUCUGAGCAUUCGGCACGCCUUCAUCAGAAAGGUAAACGACACAAUCUGUAGUGGAUUAGUCCCAGGCUCUUACCUGAACCAAGAAGUAUUCUGUUGACAUAAUGAGAAGGCCUUACCCAACAUGGGGAUGUUUACAUAAAUAAUUGCGUCAGAAUAUUUUUGCAACAAAAAUGUGGCGCAAAUUUGGGCAGCAGCACAUCAUGAUUAAUAAUAAUAAAAUAAAUUAAAGCCGCAAGUGGUGUUGGACGGGUCCUCGCUUGUUGCACAGUUAUAAAGUAAUGUUAGAGGAAUGGUUAUACACGAUUAGUCAGUGCAUGGAGUAAAGUUAACCGACGUCUGGUUGACAAAGAUGUGUACAGCUGCUGGGACAAAGGUUGUUUCGCUUUUAGUCCUUCAACUGUGAAAGUGUAAAUUCUACCCAAACGGGAGCCACUGAAACGCUGUGAAGAGAAUGUCUGAGGCGUCCUCUCGGCUUUCCCGCAGAUCUGCUGCUCGCAGUGUGACCAGAGAUCUGAGAGGACAAACAGUGAUCAUGUGCCACUUUUGAAUUUCGAGAACGAUGAGUGAACUGUGAACUGUGGGGAGAGAACUGAGCUUCCUUUAAGAAAUUCUGGUGACAUUACUUUAAGGUUCAUUAUCAAACACAGAGGUUUAAAACCUCCACUGCAGCUUCGUGCAUAAGUGUGAGUGCUGCCUGACAUCUGUGCUCUCUGGAGAAGGUCACCACAACCUCUUUUCCACUUUCUGAAGCUGUAAAACAACGAUGCAGACUUGCAUAACUAUGCAGCUGGUCAGUCAAAACAGCAGCAACAGUUUGAUCACAGAUGCGGAAUUUGCUAAACAGAGAACACAGGACUCCAAACGGCAAACGUUCUGUUGGAAGCAGGAUGUGCAGCUCUGAGAGGGUGAUUAACAUCUGAAAACCAUUUCACAGGAGGGGAAACGAGGACAAACACUUGGAGUGGGUUAAGAUACAGCAGCAUUUCACAGAAGAUGAUUGAAAAAUUUACCGAUGAAUCCUGGUUAGAGAUCAGUGUCAGUAGCAGAAUGUAAGGAUGAUAGCACAAUGUGUCAACUCAGUAGAACAGGCUGCUGGAAGUAUUUAAGUCUGCUGGGAUUAGACACCUGGACUGAAUCAGCUCCACCCUGACUAAGGAGAAGUAACCCUCCCUUCUUUAGAGACAUGCAAGGAUUCAUGCUGCAGCAGGAUCAUGAGUCCAAACUCACCCUAAAGCUGUGACUUGAAGACUAAAAAAUAAAAGUCCAAGAAGGGCUGACGAGCAUGAACUUGCCUCCCCGGUCAUGUGACUUUGUUCCCACAGAACAUUUAUGGGGACACUUGAAGACAUUCCUGGCAUCAGAAGCUUUUUGGAGAGUUGUCAGAUCAUGCUGGGACAAUGUGGGGGAAUCGGGUUUCGCAAGAGAUUCUGAAAUUCAUGGACAUUUUCACAGAGAUUCAGCUUUUCACGUAAACAGAUGUUAUUUCUAAUCCAAAACUUCAGCAUUACAUUUUAAACUCAUGUGUUUUACUGGCGCUCUCAGACCUCUACGGACGCCACUGUGUGAAUGUGUGCUGUAUGAUAUAAUCUUCAGCUAAGCCACAAGCACAGAAAACAAACACAAUGUUCCUAAAAUAGUAACACACAAUCAGCUGUAAUCUAGCAUGUCUUUUCUGAACUGUGAGAAUUCUUAGUACUGGAGGGGAAACAGUCAGUGAACCCUUGGGGUUAAUAAGAGGACAAACCUCUUCUGGCAGCAGGAAGCUCUAAGACGUGUUUCCUGCACGAUGUUCUGGAUGAUUCCUCGUCACGGAGCUGCUUCGGCUCGGCCACAUUCUCAGGAUGUCUCCUGCCUCUCUAUUGUGUAAUCUCUCAGCUGUGACUCUUCCUUCUGCAGGUGAUUUACUUCAGUGUUUGGGCUCAUUGUCCUGCUGCUGGACAGCCACAAUGACAUUAUCCUGUGAAAUACCUCGAUGAACUUUGGAAUUCAUUUUCCACGUGAUGAUGGUGGGCUGUCCAUGAUGCUUCCUCCUCCGUACUUUAUCUCA
Molecule: messenger RNA, 2891 nt
Organism: Stegastes partitus (bicolor damselfish)
Lineage: Eukaryota; Metazoa; Chordata; Actinopteri; Pomacentridae
Product: galectin-3-like
Exons: 3
Coding region: 495-941 (148 amino acids)
Source: RefSeq, a predicted model, not a curated record